Abrus precatorius (Indian licorice) is the source of this 803-nucleotide messenger RNA. Its product is annotated as outer envelope pore protein 21, chloroplastic. Gene Ontology annotation, molecular function: voltage-gated monoatomic anion channel activity. Bases 40 to 402 code for a protein of 120 amino acids. Lineage: Eukaryota; Viridiplantae; Streptophyta; Magnoliopsida; Fabales; Fabaceae. Gene Ontology annotation, biological process: regulation of monoatomic anion transport. The record is from RefSeq and is a predicted model, not a curated record. The transcript has 5 exons.
AGUAAGGAUAAUAGAGAAGUAGCUUCCUUUUAUCCGGAAAUGGAGACAUCUCUGAGAUAUGGAUAUGGAAAAGAUUCCAGAGCUUUACGAAUCCACGCGAAGGAAAAAAUCCGAAUUGACUCCAACACUUUCUUCCAGGUGCACGGAGAGCUUGAUACACAACUAGGACAACCAAGUUCUUUGAGUGCCCUAAUCAGACAUUUCUAUCCGGAUUUAUCAGCAACUCUUGGAGUAGGAGUGCGCUAUGAUAAACGUGACCGGUUGCGCUAUACUGUAAGCGCAAAGAAAACAUUUCCUGUGACAGUUGAUGGCUUGCUCAAUUUUAAAAUUAAGGAGGAAGUCCAGAGGAGCUGCCGAGUUUUCAUGGAGCAUAUUCAAUUUUCAGAAGGACCAGGAUGUUAGACUUAGACUCGGAUACGAAAUUUUUGAACAGGUUCCUUAUCUGCAGAUUAGAGAGAAUAAUUGGACAUUUAAUACAGAUUACAAAGGUAGAUGGAACGUGAGAUUUGACUUGUGAGAAAUGCAAAGAGCUUUUUCUGUGGACGUGUUCUGUUUGUCACCCCAACCUUAAGCCCCACCCUUAAAAAAGGGACCAUGCAUAAUUUUUCAUAUUUAGUCAUGCGAAUUACUUUGCAUGUGGAACUAAAUUGAUCGAUUGAAAAUGAAGUUUGCACAUGAUUUAAUAUUUAUCUUACAAUUUGUAUUAAAAUUAAAUUCUUCACUGGGAAUGGACGAUGUCAUUUGAAUUGGAUUAAUCCAUGUGUGUGAAUGAAACGGUGUCAAGCGGAUGCAAAAAUUAAGAC